Protopterus annectens (West African lungfish) is the source of this 747-nucleotide messenger RNA. Its product is annotated as fibrinogen-like protein 1-like protein. The coding region runs from base 15 to 701 and encodes 228 amino acids. The transcript is spliced from 2 exons. Lineage: Eukaryota; Metazoa; Chordata; Ceratodontiformes; Protopteridae. The record is from RefSeq and is a predicted model, not a curated record.
UUCAACCUGAUGUAAUGGAGCAGAUAUGGGUCCUUGGAUUGCUUUUCUUUUGCAGUAUUUUCUCCGCAGAUUCACUUGAGAGUUAUCCGAAAGACUGCUCUGUAAUUUUAAAGGAUAAUCCGAGUGCCCCUUCAGGGCAGUAUGUUAUUCAGCCUGGUGAUUCACCAGCUCUGGUGGUAAACUGUGAAAUGAGGAGUGAUGCAGGCUGGACAGUGAUUCAGAGGAACAGCAAGGGAAGCCCUAUCACAUGGAGUGAGAGCUGGACUACUUAUCAGUAUGGUUUUGGUGACAUCUUGGGAGACCAUUGGAUUGGCUUAGAAUAUAUUCAUCUGCUCACUGACCAGAGAUCAUACAAACUACGAAUUGAAUUCUAUGAUUCCAGUAACAUCCUGAAGUAUGCUGAGUAUGACAGUUUUUAUGUGGAGUCAGUAUCUGAUAUGUAUCGAAUCAGACUUGGUUCAUAUGAAGGCACUGCUGGUGACCAGAUGACAAAGGCAGAGACAAACCUCCUGCUUGAUAACACCCGCUUCACUACAAAGGACAAAGACAAUGACAGAGGGAAUGGCAACUGUGCUAGCAAUCGUGGAGGUGGAUGGUGGUAUGGGUGCUGUGCCGAUGGCUAUCUAAAUGUUGAGGAACCAUUUUGGAAGAACUUAAAUGUUGCCCGUGUUCUCAUGAUGAUUCUCCCUGUCAAAUGCUAAAAGACAUUUAACAGAUGCUUUUGUACUGCUCUAUUCUUUGCCAUGU